Camponotus floridanus (Florida carpenter ant) is the source of this 3900-nucleotide messenger RNA. RefSeq lists its product as uncharacterized. Lineage: Eukaryota; Metazoa; Arthropoda; Insecta; Hymenoptera; Formicidae. Bases 1 to 3900 code for a protein of 1299 amino acids. The transcript has a single exon. Gene Ontology annotation, biological process: proteolysis. Gene Ontology annotation, molecular function: aspartic-type endopeptidase activity. The record is from RefSeq and is a predicted model, not a curated record.
AUGAGAGUCGAUCAUAUCGAGAGACGUAUCGAACAACAGAUCAUUCUUAAGGAAUUGAUUGACAAUGCCUACGGCAAUUUUGCAAAGGUUGGAUACUCCAACGUCACUUCUUACCGAGUACAAGCACGACUCGCUUCUCUCAACGAGAACUGGUCAAAAUUCUCUGUUAUCCAUGAUGCCAUCGUAUUGUCUAUGACAAAAUUAAGCUUAGAGGAACAAUCAUGUUUAAGAAAUCUCUCUUACUUUUCAGAAAACUUCUUCUCAAGUACGCAUGAAUGCUAUCUCGAGGCAGUCGAAAAAAUAUCUUCAUUACUUGAUUCUGAAAAUCAAGUUACAAGAACGCCAUCGACUCCUUCGGAGUCUCAAACAUCUGGCGUCCCGGUGUUCUUCCAUCAUGCAAGACUGCCUCGAAUUGAUAUUCCUAAAUUCAACGGAUCUCCCGCUGAUUGGUUGUCAUUCAAGGAUUUAUUUAGCUCUCUCAUUUUAGCAAAUCCUACUCUAACCGCUGUCGAGAAAUUACAAUAUUUGAAGACGAGUCUGAUCGGAUCUGCUUCUCAUUUGUUGAAAAAUACCACGCUUACGGCAGAUAACUUCCAGAAAGCCUGGGAUGCACUAAUUUCUUUUUACGAAAACAAACGAUUGUUAGUCAAUGCCGCUCUUCAUUCUUUAGUAACCCUCAAGCGAAUGACGAAAGAAUCUGCCAAUGAAAUGGAACAAUUAUACACAGGCAUUAUGCAAAUAUAUCGGACUCUGGAGACGUUACAUCGACCUGUGGAGACUUGGGACGAUUUUUUAGUCUUUCUCGCCGUACAGCGAUUAGACUCAGAAUCGGUCAAGGCAUGGGAGCAUCACCUAGGACCAUCCAAGGAUCCUCCAACAUGGAAACAAUUCAGCGAAUUCCUGAUAACUCGUUUGCUAUCACUGCAAGCUUUCGAAAAAUCCCGGACAGGUAAAUCAUCUCAGAGUGCCAUCAAGUCUCAUUUUCAGGGCAAGGCGAAAGAAGGUCAGUCCAGCAAAGCAAAUUCCUGUGUAAUCUGUUCUGGCAAUCAAUAUGUGCCAAAAUGUCCUCAAUACAGCUCGAAAACAAUUCAACAACGAGUUGCAAUCAUCACAAAACAUCGUUUAUGCUAUAAUUGCUUAGGAUCUCAUCGAGUGUCUGCUUGUCGCAUAACAACCCGCUGCCAAAAAUGUGGGCAAAAGCACCACACUACGAUUCACCAACAUAAAGGAACAACUUCUGAUACGGGAAUUAAUCCUGAUAAUUCACCCGUUACAAACCCUAAAUCCACCGAAGCUCAUGUUUUGCAUGCUGCAAAGCAAUCAAAACCAUCGAUGUCAUCUAUAUUUUUGGCUACCGCCCAAGUUGACGUCAUAGCACCGAACAACGAAACCUUAAGAGCAAGAGCGUUAAUCGAUCAAGGAUCUGAGAUUUCGUUGAUUUCCGAACGCAUUGCACAAGUCUUACGACUUCCAAGAACACGGUCAUCUAUCCCGUUAGUUGGAAUAGGAGGAAAGAAAUCCAACAAAACACGAGGAAUCGUUUUCUUCAAAUUCAGACCGCAUUUCAAUUCCAACUCAGAAUUGUCAAUGACCGCGCAUAUACUGCCAAAGCUGACUGACACUAUUCCAUCUAUUCAGAUUGAACAACGCAAUUGGCAUCAUUUAGAUGGACUCCAAUUAGCGGAUAAGGACUUCGCGUAUCCAAACUCUAUAGACCUAAUACUAGGUGCAGAUAUCUACGGGCAAAUCAUUGAAAGCGGACUUGUAAAAGCGGACAAGAACUCUCCUAUCGCACAAAGAACGAAACUGGGAUGGAUCAUUUCAGGCGUAGCCGGAUCACGUGCGAAUCUCAAUAAAAUACAAGGAUAUCACGUCUCACUUAAUCGAGAGCUUCACGAUUUAAUCGCUAGGUUCUGGGAGAGCGAAGAAGUCUCUACAACCUCCACAUCAUCUCUAUCUAGAGAAGCUCAAGAGUGUGAACAGCAUUUCCUCACUACCCAUUCUCGUGAUGCUGAUGGAAGAUAUGUCGUUCAACUUCCUUUUAAGAAACCGACAAACAGCCUUGGUGAUUCUCGAUCAAAAGCUGGGCGAAUUCUUAAUAAUCUGUCUAAGCGAUUAAAGAACGAACCUGCCUAUUCUUCUUCCUAUUCAGCAUUCAUGAAGGAGUAUGAAAGCCUGAAUCACAUGAAACGUGUUCCAGACGAUGAGACAGAGCCUCCACUUUCGUUUUACCUACCACAUCAUGGAGUUGUACGAGAAGGCAGUCUCACCACGAAAUUACGAGUUGUCUUCAACGGAUCAAGUCGCAGUAGCACAGGUGUAUCCUUAAACGACUUGUUACAUACAGGAGCAAAAUUACAACUGGACUUAUUCGACGUUAUUAUUUGGUUUCGCCAAUUUCGGUACGUGUUUUCUACUGACGUGGAAAAAAUGUAUCGUCAGAUAAAAGUACAUCCCACCGAUUGGAACUUUCAACGUAUUCUGUGGUUGGACGAGUCUCACCACACUGUUACGUAUCAAUUAACAACGGUUACGUAUGGAUUGGCCUGUGCGCCAUUUUUAGCUCUUCGAGUCCUAAAUCAACUGGUCUCUGACGAAGGAUCUAACUUUCCACUCGCUGUUCCAAUUCUACAACGUGGAAGAUAUGUUGAUGACCUUUUUGGAGGAAGUAACUCGAUUCAUCAUGCGCGUGAGAUUGUCAGGCAAUUAGAUCAGCUCUGUAUGGCGGGCGGUUUUCCCUUGCAAAAAUGGAUAAGCAACAACUCGGAAAUCCUUGAUCCUAUUCCUGCUGGAAGACGAGUUAACUCGCCAUGUUUGCAAAUCGAAGAUACGACUGCCAUACAGGUACUCGGGCUGUGCUGGAAACCUGUUGCGGAUAAUUUUCAAUUUACAAUUAAUUUAUCAUCAUCUCCAGUAAUGACAAAACGAAGCGUUCUAUCAACCAUCGCGAGAUUGUUCGACCCUCUCGGUUUGAUAUCCCCAGUCAUCAUUCCAGCUAAGAUAUUUAUUCAAGAAUUAUGGACUAUUAAGAUUGACUGGGAUGAUUCGUUGCCUCCGCACCUCUCUUCCAAAUGGAUCAAAUUUAUUGAUCAACUUAAGACCACGUCAAAUUUAACAUUCCCGCGUUGGUUGAACACUCAGUCUAAACAACCAAUCGAGAUGCACGGAUUUUGCGAUGCCUCUCAACAAGCUGUCUCUGCAGUGAUCUAUAUUCGAACCUCUAACGAUCAAGGGGAGACAAUUUCCAGUUUAGUAUGCUCCAAGACAAAGGUUGCGCCUUUAAAAAGAAUGACUGUUCCACGGCUGGAACUUACUGGAGCAGUACUUUUAACAAAAUUAAUGUCGCAUGUUCUCCGAAUUCUAGAACUUGCAACUUCUCCAGUAUACAUGUGGACCGACUCUGCCGUUGCAUACACCUGGAUAAACAAUCAUCCUUCAAGAUGGAAAGACUUUGUUUACAACAGAGUCUGCUUCAUCCAAGAGACGGUGCCACAAGCAACUUGGAAAUUUGUUCCUGGCACUGAAAAUCCAGCUGACUGUGCAACACGAGGACUAACACCUUCGCAAUUGUCUGAACACUUGAUGUGGUGGACAGGACCUCAAUGGUUAUCGCAAUCUCCAUCAACCUGGCCGAAAUACUCUCAACUGCCAUCUCAUAAAGACAACCUCGAAGAGCGACCUACAAAAUCCUACGUCAUUACUAAGGCACAAUCCAUGGAACGUUGGAACCUCAUUAAUCGAUAUUCUAGCCUAACACGGUUGUUGCGCGUUACUUGUUGGUGCUUGCGAGCUAUUCGUAUAUUUAAAAAACAAUCAGAGAAUUCAAUAACAGGACCGAUCACUAUUCAAGAAUUAGAAGGAGCGAAACAUCAUUGGGUUAAGAUCACCCAGCAAUCAUGA